GCACACGCAGCCCGCCGCGCGUAGCGUGCGUCAGUCUUUGUAUAUCCGCCGUGGACUGCACACGAUGACACGGUGAACAAAGAACGCAGCUGUGAUGCGCUAAAAGCGAGACAAUUCCACCUUAAAUGCCGUCGCGAGCGCCAUUUUCGGUCCACCUUAAGCGCACAACGUAGCGGACGAACGGCGAAGUGCCGAGCGGGCUUCCGUAGCGGUCCUCCAGCCGGGGAGUGAUCGCACUCCGCUUCCAGCUUUGACACAGCAGCGCCACUUGAGGAACAACAAAUACACACGUUCUCGGGCCGAACCCCAAGGAGGAACAUGUCUGGACCCAGCAAGUACCGAGAGUGGAUCCUGGAAACCAUCGACUCUCUUCGCUCGCGGAAAGCGCGUCCGGAUCUGGAAAGGAUUUGCCGAAUGGUCCGAAGGCGACACGGGUCAGACCCGGACCGAACCAGGGCAGAACUGGAAAAACUGAUCCAAGAGCAGACUGUGCUUAAAGUUAGCUAUAAGGGCUCCAUCUCGUACCGGAAUGCGGCCAAGGUGCAGAGGAAAAGCAGAAAGAAGAGUGAAGACCCUGUGAGCAACAACAACGGCGACAGCGCGCUCAGCUUCACCGACCAGGAGGACGACUCAGAGCCCAGCCCGUCUCAACUGGCUGAGGCCAGCAAUAAGCGCGGCGCUCCCUCCAGCCCGAGGAGCGGAAACAGGAGCAUCAGCGGCGACGGGCCGGCAACGGCCCGUCUUGUAGAUGAAGAGAACGCAAGUGCAGCCGCGGGAGCACAGGAAGUCCGUCCUGGUAGCGGCCGCAACGAUGCACUUGGGCGAGACAAGCAGCCGUCCGUGGAUGAUGCCCCCAACCAAACUUGCGUGGGGGGCGCCAGCACACGCAAGCACGCAGUGGCCCCUCAGCCCCAACUUCCAGGGGAGGGAGGUGGCAUCGGAUCCGACUUGGACCUGGGCGACCGGGUGGUGGCUUCGGUCCGCAGCCUGUCCGAGAGGAGCCACCGGGGGGGCGACGCCGCCGCUGCCGGUGGCAAAGGCCCCGUGAAGCCACUGGGGCUCAAGGAGAUUUUGGGCUACCUGGGCAGCCAGGAGCGUCUCUUUGAGGAGAAGCUGACUAGGGGCAAAGUCAAAGUGGUCAUGGAGAGAGAGGUGGCCCGGGGUAGGCUGCGCAGGACCCGCUGCGGGAACAUUACUCUUCCUCUGAGGGGAAUGACGACGACGGAGAAUCUUGCAAAGAGCGCGCUGCAGCCUGCGAGAAAGGAGAUGGAAAAAGCCAGUGAAAAGGAUGGUGUGCAGGAAGUGAAUGAGGAUCCCAGGAGUUCUAAUGCGGAAGAAGGACAAUCCCUGGUCGCCAUGACAACCAAAGCAGCUCCAAUUGGGAAAGCCAGUGAAGAUAGCGAGAUCUGGAAAGCGUCGGAAGAGGAGAGCUUCUGUCAUCCGCAUCGGGACGAAGUUAUGGAUCCCCUCAGUAGGAAUGGGUGUUCACCUUCUUUGGGUGCUCCUCCAUCUAUGUGCUUUACAACAUAUGUGGAAAAAAGAUCUGGGAUACCUGAUCAGCAACUUAUGGAUACGCAGAGUCAGAGCCACACGCAGCACACCCGGUCAGGCUUCAACGGGAAUCAAACUUUUUGGAGGUCAGGUAUUGAAUGUAAGCCAGAAGCAGGUGUGUCGUCAUGCCUACUCACACCCACCGCCUCCCCGAGAGACACUGGCCUUUCUGAAGAACAAGAGAUGAACGAUGGCGUUAAUAAUGGAGGGUUUGUAAAGAUGGGAGGGGCCGGGGGGAGCCCGGUGGACUGGACUGUGGCUGAUGUGGUCGCUUAUUUUACAAUAGCUGGUUUCCCUGAGCAGGCCGCUGCCUUUGGUACACAGGAAAUCGAUGGGAAGUCUCUUCUCCUCAUGCAGCGUAAGGACGUUUUGACUGGCCUGUCAAUCAAGCUUGGCCCCGCUCUCAAGAUUUACGAGCAUCACGUGAAGGUUUUGCAAAAAACACACUUUGAAGAUGAAGAAUGUUCAUGAAAGACACAAACUAUGAAACUGGGAAAAAAAAUGCACGGAACAUUUACACAAUGCCAGGCAUACACUUAAAUUAUUGAGAAUGACAAAGACUGUUUCAAAAACAAUUUCUCUGUCAAACUACCCCAUUCUUGGUUUAUGGGUGCAUAUAGUUUAUCCACUCGUCCUUAUUCUACACUCAAAACUACUGGGUUAAUUGUUAUAUAAAAAAAAAAAAAUCAGUUAAGUGGCUAUUGAUUUACGCCUUUUAUAUGCACCAAGAGUUUUGGGACAAUCCAAUCCAAACUGCAGCAGGAGUAUUCCUGUGGUUUGUACUUUUGAAAGUGUAAAACAGCAUGAAGCCAAAUAAUGCAAUUGUUUGUGCUAAUGUGAAUUUAAGGCAGAGACUAUUAUUGUACAAGAACAUGUUGCCAAAAUGAUCUUGAAAGCGUUCAUUGCUAAUCUGUUAUUUGAUUCAGCGUGUUAUGUCAUGUUGUGUCAGAUUGAUUUUCAACCUUGUUAGAACUGAAAUGAAAAAAACAAAAUGAAGAAUUAUUUUUUUGAAAAAAAAAAAUACAUCAUCCUUUUACCCAAGUGUACCUAAUAUUGUGGCUGAGGAUUGAUUUUUCAAACUGAAAUGAAAACAACUAAAUAAAGAUUUUUUGGGGGGUUAAAA
Molecule: messenger RNA, 2674 nt
Organism: Syngnathus typhle (broad-nosed pipefish)
Lineage: Eukaryota; Metazoa; Chordata; Actinopteri; Syngnathiformes; Syngnathidae
Gene: samd1b
Product: sterile alpha motif domain containing 1b
Exons: 7
Coding region: 319-2022 (567 amino acids)
Molecular function (GO): DNA binding
Source: RefSeq, a predicted model, not a curated record